Molecule: messenger RNA, 3103 nt
Organism: Drosophila elegans
Lineage: Eukaryota; Metazoa; Arthropoda; Insecta; Diptera; Drosophilidae
Gene: otp
Product: homeobox protein orthopedia
Exons: 9
Coding region: 908-2191 (427 amino acids)
Biological process (GO): regulation of DNA-templated transcription; neuron differentiation
Molecular function (GO): DNA-binding transcription factor activity, RNA polymerase II-specific; DNA binding
Source: RefSeq, a predicted model, not a curated record
GAAUUCGGCGCCAGUGCGCAGUCGUUGUUGUCGAAGUUAUCAGGGCCCGGAGUCAAUUCGCUUUGAUUUUUUCGCACUGCCCUCAAAUGCAAGCGAGUCCGCCUAGGCAGCGCUACGUUUCCGGCGUUCUGCUCCGAUCCGAUCCGAUUUGAUUCAAUCCGCCUCCGUUUUGUGUCAGUAAUCAGUAGCCGUCGCAACCAGAGACCGUUUCCCGAAUUGAUUUAAGCAAAGCAUAAACAACGAAUAAAAAAAGUGAAAAUGUGCCAGAAAUCAUCCAGAAAAAGCUAUUAAUUAAACAGUAAAAACAAGGACGAAGAACCACGCCCGGGGAAGUGGGAGAGCGCCGUGUCCUCCGGCGGACAGUGUCCGGCUGUCAGUUGGUCAAACAGUUCAUCAAUAAACGAUUCGACUUCCGUUUCAUUGCGUGUCCUUACCUGUGCAUGUCUGCGUGUGCGUGUAUGUGUAUGUCUGUGUGCUCUGUGUGCGUGUGAGCUGAGGAAACUUUGCAACUUCCGGCCAAGUGACUUCGAUUUAAUUUCUUUGGCUUUUUUAUGGUCAAGGCAAUUAAUUAAUUUUACUAUGGCAAUUUGAUCGUCUGCUGAACUCUGACCCCUAACCCUGUGGCACACACAAAACAAGGAAUCAGAAAAAGGAGGAGGAGCCAGCCACACUCAAUUCCACCGAACAAUUGACAUGUAGUUCGCACCGAAGGUGAACUCCAACGUUCUGUGAUAGACGAGUAUACGAGCAGCCAAUCCCCUUGGGAUUCUGCCCCCCAUCGAUUCUCGAUUCAAUCAAAUUGAAUCCCGAAUCAGACAGCGAAUCGAAGGUGAUCUUGACUUUUGGAGCGGCUAUCAGAAACAGCCGCAAACUGUCGACUCUGUCGAUACGCAACUUCUCGGCAAACAUGCUGAACAAUCUUGGGGCCAAUGUGCUGGGUCCCAAGGAUUGUGAUCUGCCAAAAGCCGCGCUAACAGCGCUGCACGCGGGCGUCAACAGUUUUGGCCAACUGCCCGUGGGUCCCAACUUGGCCGAACUAGGCGGCGGUGCAAGCGGUGGAUCCUCUGGCGGAGUUCCGGUGGGCGGAGGAGUGGCACGCCUACACAUUUCAGGCGGAUUGUGCGACAAUUCCAAUGCGCUGAACAGCGGAAACGGAAACGCUGGCAACGGGAACGGCAACAAUAACGGCAACAGCAACAACAACAACAUGCAGCAACAGGAUCAGCACCUGGACAAAAACAAGCAGAAGCGCCACCGCACCCGCUUCACGCCGGCCCAACUGAACGAGCUGGAGCGCUGCUUCUCGAAGACCCACUACCCGGACAUCUUCAUGCGCGAGGAGAUCGCCAUGCGCAUCGGACUGACCGAGUCCCGUGUUCAGGUCUGGUUCCAGAACCGUCGGGCCAAGUGGAAGAAGCGCAAGAAGACCACCAACGUGUUCCGCACCCCGGGCGCCCUGCUGCCCUCUCAUGGACUUCCGCCGUUCGGGGCCAACAUCACCAACAUCGCCAUGGGCGAUGGCCUCUGCGGCACGGGAAUGUUCGGCGGAGAUCGCUGGAGCGUGGGAGUUAACCCCAUGACGGCAGGCUUUGGCCAGCUGAAUCAGUCGUCGCCACUCUCGUCCUCGCUAAACAGCGGCCUGAACUCGGGCAUUAACAUGGGCUCCGCCCUGGGAGCGGGCAGCUACCAGCACUACGGCCUCAACGCUCUGGGCGACUCCAUGAUGUACCAGCACAGUGUGGGCGGGGUCAGCUGUGGGCCCAGUGGUUCGCCGAGCGCCACCACCCCGCCGAACAUGAACAGCUGCUCGUCGGUGACCCCGCCGCCACUUUCCACGCAGCCGAACUCUAGCCAAAACGAGCUGAAUGGCGAGCCCAUGCAAUCUCACCAACAGCAGCAGCAACAGGCUCACCAACAGCAGCAGCAGCAAGCUCACCAACAGCAGCAAAUGGCGCCACCGACACCCACUCUUCGACCAGGUCAAGAACUUCAAGGUGGUGGACAAGGCGACGCAGGACUUCCGCUCUGCCACCAGUCCAUGCAGUCGCCGACAGAUGGCGCCACCGAUGACGACGUGUGGCGGGGACACAGCAUCGCAGCGCUGCGACGGCGGGCUUCGGAACUCAAUGCCACCGCUAUUCCAUCCUAUUUACAUCACCACAAUUAUGAGCAUCACAAUUCGGUCUACUGAAAUUUGUUGAAGAGCUUCGAAAGCUUUUCGGAUUACGGGUUCACCAACUGCGGAGGUCCCGACUUGGGCUAGGAUGUUGUAAUUGUAAAGUUCGUGUAACCGGCCGUUGGGGAUUCAAAAUGCGAAACUGCGGCAGCGAAGCGUUAUAAGAUAACCAAAACCUAGGCUUAGGGCAUUGUACAAUUUAUGUGUUUGCAUUAUUUGUUUCAUGAUUUCCAAGAUUAAACUUAAAAGACUAUAAUGAAUGUAAACCAUGUAUACGAGAAACGAAGCUUGAAAAGGCACUAACGAUUGGAAAUCCACGAUUACGAUUACGUGUGUUUUCGAAACUAGCUCCUAAGCCAACUAUGAAACUAUUCCCGCAUGAAUAUGUAGACACUAGACUUAACAUUUGCCGUAAAGAAUACGAAAACUGUAAAAACUUGAUCGCAAGCGAGGAUAGGAGGAAAAGAGUCCUCGGGGCGGCACAAUAAUUUUUGGCAAGGCGAUGUACCCGAAUUCGCGCUUAGUUCGUAUGUAAGCAUAUUUAUGCCUAGGUGUGUAUGUAAGUAGAUCUAUUCUUAUGUAAGUGUUGUUGUUUUUGUGUAUAGACAGUAUCCUUCCAUUCCGUUCCGUUGCUAUCACUUGAUCUAACCAUACGAUACAACCCAUAGAAUAUCAAACGAGCAGCCCCAACUAUAGCAAAGUGACACUGACGCCGCUCAAGUCUCAACCUAAAACCGUUUCAGAGUGCACGCAUCCAAUGGAUUACUUUUACGAUUACCAAUUACAAAUUAAACAAAUAAAAAUACAAUUAUAUACACAUACAUGCAUACGAUUAUGGCAUACUUGUAAUAGACUUCCUUGUAUCGUUUAAGCCUAAAUUUAAUUCCAACUAAAACAAAAAACGAAACACAAUUACUAUGUAUGUAA